Molecule: messenger RNA, 1435 nt
Organism: Varanus komodoensis (Komodo dragon)
Lineage: Eukaryota; Metazoa; Chordata; Lepidosauria; Squamata; Varanidae
Gene: TMEM98
Product: transmembrane protein 98
Exons: 7
Coding region: 111-791 (226 amino acids)
Cellular component (GO): endoplasmic reticulum
Source: RefSeq, a predicted model, not a curated record
AGUUCCGGAGGUGCUGGCGGCGGCGGCGGCGACGGCGGCGAUCCUCAGAGCCCAGGUAAAAGUGACUGAAACGGAACCAUUCUCUGACCUGAGGGCAUAACGGGGCUUCAAUGGAAACUGUUGUGAUUGUGGCCAUUGGAGUAUUGGCAACCAUCUUCCUGGCUUCUUUUGUGGCCCUGGUUGUUGUAUGUAGGCAGCGAUACUGCCGGCCCAAGGAUUUCUUGAGCCAUUAUGAUACCAGGCCUAUUGUUGAUCUAAUUGGCACCAUGGAGACACAGUCAGAACCGUCAGAACUAGAACUGGAUGAUGUGAUCAUAACAAACCCACAUAUUGAAGCAAUCCUGGAAAACGAAGACUGGAUUGAAGAUGCUUCGGGCCUGGUGUCUCACUGCAUUGCUAUCCUAAAGAUCUGUCACACCCUCACAGAGAAACUUGUUGCCAUGACAAUGGGUUCAGGGGCCCAAGUGAAGUCUCCAGCAAGCCUGAGUGACAUCAUCGUGGUGGCCAAGCGAAUUAGUCCCAGGGUGGAUGAUGUGGUCCGAUCCAUGUACCCACCUCUAGACGCCAAACUUCUGGAUGCCAGGACAACAGCUUUGCUGCUCUCUGUGAGCCAUCUGGUCUUGAUUACACGAAAUGCCUGCCACUCUCCUGGCCACAUGGACUGGAUCGACCAAUCGCUGUCUGCAGCAGAGGAGCACAUGGCUGUGCUGCGGGAGGCAGCCCUUGCCUCUGAACCGGAGCGCGCGGCACCCGGCAUGGAGGCCUUCCAACAGGAGCAGUCUGCAAUCUGAGAAGGCACCGUAAAGCCUGUGGCUCAUCUCCUUGAGUGCUGUUUAUCGUGCCUGAUCCUGCGUCUUGACCCAGCAUCACAUACAUAAACCCAACACUCAUGCAGCCUUCUGCAUAAUGUAGUUUGGCUGAAUGGUCAUCGCUGAGGUGACAGACUUGAAUCUUCGCUCCGUUGCUGCUCUCUUCUGCUCUCUUGUGUGUGGAAUAGUCACACCAAGAUGCUUAAAAUGCUGUUGGCGGAGGAGCACUGUUGCAGCUGUUUCUUUAUAGUAAUAAUAAUAGUUGUGGUAAUUGGUAUACAAAUUGGUAUACAAAGCCAGAAACAGGGCUGUAUUGAAGUCUGGUAGAUGUGACUUUAGAUUAGGGAUAUAUGAAUUGUUCAAUAUCUCAUUUCUCAUUUUUCCUAUUGUAUGUUCAUUCCAUUCUAUUUCUGUAUCAUUUUAUUGAUUUAUUUAAAGUCCACAUGAAAAAGUAUAUGCAUUUUCAUGCCUAUUGCUCCUAACAUGUUUUCGUGAGGAUUUCCCCUAAAAAUGGAUUUUUGUACAUUAUUUUCAUUAUGAUACACAAUUUUGUGUGCACUUUCCUGAUAUCUGCAUAUUUGUAUAAACUGUGCAUAGAACUUUUGUUAUUGGGUAGUUUAAAAGUA